CUCUGCACUCUGACGCAACAGGAAGUAGCAGCAGCAGAGACGAAGAGAGUCACAGCUGUACGAUCAGACAUCAGAAAUAAUCAAUAAUCCAUACACAGAGCUGAUCAGCCAGAGCUCAGUGCUGUCCACCUGUUCUACCUGUGAUGAUGUCAGCACUGCAGCUUCCAUGCUGAGCUGCGGCUGCAGGUGAUCAGAGGUCACUGAUAAUCAAUAAUCCAUACAGACUGUUGGUGGCGGUGGUGUGAGGUUGUGAUGAUGUCAGCACUGCAGCUUCCUGCCGAGCUGUGGCUGCAGGUGUUCAGCUUCCUGUCCUGGAGAGACAAACUGAGCGUACGCUGCACCUGUUCACACUUCAGACACCUGCUGGAUAAGUCCCGCCCCCUGUGGCGAGGUUUCAACGUCGUGCUGCGAAACUUCUCACGAUACAACCGGCCAUUCUGGCGCAGCCUGGCUCAGAGGCACGUGGGCAGUGUGUCAGUGCACUCAGGCAAGAGGAAACACCUGAAGCAGCUGUCUACCUGGCUUCCUGCUCUCGACGCGCUGCGAUUGGACGACUGGUUGGAAGGAGGAGCCGAUGAGCUGAAACAGUUCCGCUGGCUGCAGCGUCUAUCUGUCACUUCCUGUUCCACGCCGCUUAAGAAUGUCGACUUCCUGUUUCCUCUGAGUCGUCAGCUGAAGCAGCUCAGCCUCUGUAAUGUGCAGCUCACCUGUCCCGCCUCUCACCUGUUGACCGCCAUCAGUCAGCUGACUCGUCUCACCUCACUGCUGCUGCACCACGACGGCAGUCUGAGAGUCCCAACGCUCAGCGGCGUCCUGACUCACCUGACUGAGCUGAAACACCUGUCCUGGACCAUGAUCACCUACAAGACACUGUCACGUGACUUCUUCAGCCCCGCCCACCUCACAGCAGGUGGCGCUCUGCAGCUGUCUGACCUGCAGUUGUUGAACUACGACGCCGUGGUGACACAGGAAGUCCUGCAGCCUUUGUCCCGCCUCCGCAGCCUGUCCAUCUUCCACCUGUACUCUGUACCUGGACCCACCUGUCACCUGCAAACAUGGCUGACGUCACUGCCGCACCUUCACAGCCUCAACGUGCACGGAGGCCACCCCCUGGCGGCGUACGCUGACUUCCUGCCCUCCUCCCUCCUCAGUCUGACUCUCUGUGUGGAUCUGCAGCCUGAAGACCUGCAGGUGGUCUCACACAGAGCUCCUCACCUGGAACACCUGCACCUGGAGCCCUGGAGCUCCUCCUCCAACCUGGUCAGACUGCUUCCACAGCUGUUCCCUCACCUGAGGACGCUCCGCAUCAGACAUCAACACGUAUCGGAUGCCGACUUCCUGUGUCUGCAGCAGCUGCAGAGUCUCGACACUCUGGAGGUUCUGGACUCGUACUACAGACCGGACCCCGCCGACCCGAGCUGGGUCGUCUACGAACCGAGUCCUCGUCUGCUGCAGCUGAUCUCCGACCUGCAGAAACUGACCAAUCACAGAGUCCGAGUCAUCACCAGCUCACACAGAGACCCACUCACCUGCGACUGUGUCUGACCAAUCAGAGACCGCCUGAUGUCACAACAGCGUCUGUUCUCGUUAAAUAUUUAAAUUACGUUGUUAACGAAGGUGCCUUUUUAUUUGUGAUUGAUAUCACUGCUGCAUAAUGGGUAACGCUGAGAUUGCUCAACGCUGACUUUUAUAUUUACAGGUAAAAUUACAGUUUGAAGUUCUUAAUAAAUAUUUUAAAUAAUCAACAAGGUGCCUUUUUGCUGUAAGUUGCUACCACUGCUGCAUUAUGGGUAAGGUUGCUCAAUGCUGAAUUUCACAUUUACAGUUGGAAGUUCAAAAGAUUAAAUAUAAAUAUUUAAUAAUAAUGUUUUUGAAUCAAACAUUUUGUCCUGAUAAGAUAUUGAAUAUGAGUCUUAAUAAAGUUUGUUAGUGAUUAA
This is a messenger RNA of Dicentrarchus labrax (European seabass), 1937 nucleotides long. RefSeq lists its product as uncharacterized. Lineage: Eukaryota; Metazoa; Chordata; Actinopteri; Moronidae. Gene Ontology annotation, molecular function: protein binding. The transcript has 4 exons. The record is from RefSeq and is a predicted model, not a curated record. Bases 253 to 1545 code for a protein of 430 amino acids.